GGAGCCGGAAGUAGCCCCAGCACUUCCGGUACGGGAAACUACCAGCUGCCGCCCCGACCCGGCUUGACAGGCGCGGUCCCUGCGAGUAGCUCUCUCUCCCUUCGCCUUCCUCGCUCGCCUCUAACCUUCAAAUUCGCUUGCCGCUGCCGUCCCGCAACUGCUGUCUCCGAAGUUGCCCCUUCCCCAUGUGCCGGGGCAGGAGUCCUGAAAGCGAAGACCCUCCCGCCGGUGCCCCAUCAUGUCCGAACUGACUAAAGAGCUGAUGGAGCUGGUGUGGGGCACCAAGAGCAGCCCCGGUCUCUCUGAUACCAUCUUCUGCCGCUGGACGCAAGGGUUUGUGUUUAGUGAAUCAGAGGGAUCUGCAUUAGAACAGUUUGAAGGUGGCCCCUGUGCUGUUAUUGCACCUGUGCAGGCAUUUCUUUUGAAGAAGCUCCUGUUUUCUUCUGAGAAGUCAUCUUGGCGGGAUUGUCCAGAGGAAGAGCAGAAGGAACUCCUUUGUCAUACCUUAUGUGAUAUUUUAGAAAGUGCUUGUUGUGACAACUCUGGAUCAUACUGCUUGGUUUCAUGGUUAAGAGGAAAGACAACUGAGGAAACUGCUAGUAUUUCUGGGAGUCCUGCAGAGUCUAGUUGCCAAGUGGAACAUUCUUCUGCCUUGGCUGUCGAAGAGCUUGGCUUUGAGCGAUUUCAUGCAUUAAUUCAAAAAAGAUCAUUCAGAAGUUUAUCAGAAUUAAAAGAUGCUGUCCUGGACCAGUAUGCAAUGUGGGGAAACAAAUUUGGAGUAUUGCUUUUUCUGUAUUCUGUGUUACUGACAAAGGGCAUUGAAAACAUAAAAAAUGAAAUUGAAGAUGCAAGUGAACCUUUGAUAGAUCCUGUGUAUGGACAUGGCAGCCAAAGUUUAAUUAACCUCCUACUGACGGGACAUGCUGUUUCUAAUGUGUGGGAUGGUGAUAGAGAAUGCUCAGGAAUGAAACUUCUUGGUAUACAUGAACAAGCAGCUGUAGGAUUCUUAACAUUAAUGGAAGCUUUAAGAUACUGUAAGGUUGGUUCUUACUUGAAAUCUCCAAAAUUCCCUAUUUGGAUUGUUGGCAGUGAAACUCACCUCACCGUGUUUUUUGCCAAGGAUAUGGCUUUAGUUGCCCCUGAAGCUCCUUCAGAACAAGCCAGGAGAGUUUUUCAAACCUAUGACCCAGAAGAUAAUGGAUUCAUACCUGAUUCACUUCUGGAAGAUGUGAUGAAAGCGUUGGACCUUGUUUCAGAUCCUGAAUAUAUAAAUCUCAUGAAGAAUAAAUUAGAUCCAGAAGGAUUAGGAAUCAUAUUAUUGGGUCCAUUUCUUCAAGAGUUUUUUCCUGAUCAGGGUUCCAGUGGUCCAGAGUCUUUUACUGUCUACCACUACAAUGGACUGAAGCAAUCGAAUUAUAAUGAAAAGGUCAUGUAUGUAGAAGGGACUGCAGUUGUUAUGGGUUUUGAAGAUCCCAUGCUACAGACGGACGACACUCCUAUUAAACGCUGUCUCCAAACCAAAUGGCCAUACAUCGAAUUACUCUGGACCACAGAUCGUUCUCCUUCACUAAACUAAUUUCCCCAAGUAUUUAUAAGGAAGAUCAGCAUAACAGAUGUUAAAGAGGCAUUCAAGACUGGCACCCAGCCAAAGUAAGCUCAACACUGAUAUCAUUGAUUAACUGUAAAUAACAAUUAAAAACACUUUUUCAGUGUUUAAGAUAUGUUUAAAUUAUUCUAAAGAUUUAUGUUAAAGGUUAUCUUAUUUUAACCCUUUGUGUGAAAUUUACUAGCAAAUUAAGCUUUAAUCAAAGUUCAUCACUUUUGCAGUCAGGUUAAUUGGUCAUUUACUUAUCAAAUAUACAAACAUUAUAGUACAGCAUUUAUAUAUUGCCUAUCAGAGUUAUCAUUUAUAAAUUUCUACUGUUGGGUUUUAUCUCAUCCAGGCACAUUUUAUUGUUUGAAUGAUUCUGGCUUUUAAUGUAUCGGCCUCCACACCGAAAUGCAGAGAAGAGGUGUUAUUUCUUGUCUACAGUAUCUUUGGCCCCAGAUCCUUUGGCUGUUGACUUAACUCUGGCAUGUUUACAAAAAGUAGAACUCUAAAGGAACAUUACCAUUUAUCCACAGAUGCAUAGGGGAUGUAUUUUAAUAAAACACUAGAAAAGAGAAUCUGAUAGUCUUAACACUGUUAACUUUUACUGCAUUGCCAAAUACACUUUUCCAAAUUUGUCCCCACAGCCCUGUAAGCCAGCUUCCUUGUAUAUUUAUAAAUGUGCUAAACGCAUGAGAACAUCUGUUAUUACCUUAGUAUAUUGCAUUAUUUAUUAUGACCCAAGUUGAUGGCCUCAAUAAAGAAUUUUUUUCUUUA
Messenger RNA from Lemur catta (Ring-tailed lemur), 2365 nucleotides. It is a transcript of the gene MINDY3, whose product is annotated as MINDY lysine 48 deubiquitinase 3. The transcript has 15 exons. Lineage: Eukaryota; Metazoa; Chordata; Mammalia; Primates; Lemuridae. Gene Ontology annotation, biological process: protein K48-linked deubiquitination. Gene Ontology annotation, molecular function: cysteine-type deubiquitinase activity; K48-linked deubiquitinase activity. The coding region runs from base 239 to 1576 and encodes 445 amino acids. The record is from RefSeq and is a predicted model, not a curated record.